GGGACCACCUUGCAUUAGAGGCGCGUGCGACAUCAGUACCAUUCAUUGCUUUUUUGAAUGUGAUCGAUCGGUGAUUCAUAAUUAUUAUCAUCACUUGGAGACAUCCGUUCAUUUAAAUUUGAAAAGAAGAUGGAUUACAGUGUCCAGUUCCGCAGGGAGGCCUCUGGUGAGCUCACCCUUAAACCCUCUCCUGAGGCAGUGGCUCUUGCUACUGCCUACAGGAAAAAUCCCACCCCGGGACGCUCGUGGCCUGCUUCAAGGGUGAAGGAGGAGGCCAUCGCUCGUGUGGCAGCAGCGGGAGGUGACACAUCCAGUCACCAUCUUGUGCUGAGUGAAAGCGCCCUGCAGUUUGGCCAGUACCGGGGUAAAACCUUUAAAUGGUUGCUUUCCAGUGAUGUUGGUUACGCAGCCAUGGUGCUGGCCGUGCAUCAGCGGGAGCGUGAGGGCGGCGACACCACCCAGUCUGCUGUCAUGGGCAACAAGGACGCAUUGCUGUGGUAUGCCAGCCUGUUUCCUGACAUGGUGGCUGCCAUCAGCGAGCGCCGGGUCAGAGAGGGCACUGGCACACCAGCCCAGGAAGAUCGGGUGCUUGUUGGGUUUGGCAACUUUGCCACCAUGUCCUUUAAGGACCUAUAUGAGGCGACGGACCGUGACAGAAAAGGCUUCAUCAAGUGGGCGAGGAAGCAGACAGCCAGACCGGGUACAAAGAUGGAAACUCUGCAGAAGUACAUUCGGAGAAGAGACGCUGAGAUGCUGUCAGAAUCAGCGCCUCCAGCUGAUGUGACUCAACCAUCCAGUCAGCCAGAACCUCUGCCCUCUGCAACGAGAGCUGCUGCACCAGAACAGCGGCCUCUGUCCACAGAAGAACUGUUGCUGCCUGAAGGCUGGAGACAGACCCUGCCCAAAGAGCAGCAUUUGUGGGUCAGCAAGGCUCUUUUCACCAGAGACAAGUCUGGGAGGCUGGCGCUGACCAAAAACUUGCGUCUCUGGUGGCAUCCUCCUGGCCCCCGUCCUCUCCCAACUGUCGCCGUCUUGGCUUCCCGCUGA
Molecule: messenger RNA, 1047 nt
Organism: Cyprinus carpio (common carp)
Lineage: Eukaryota; Metazoa; Chordata; Actinopteri; Cypriniformes; Cyprinidae
Exons: 6
Coding region: 130-1047 (305 amino acids)
Source: RefSeq, a predicted model, not a curated record